AUGGCGGGCGACAUGAUGAUGCUGAUGCGAGGCUUGGCGAAGCUGAGUCAGGCCGUGGUGGAGAUGCAAAGCAACGCCCUGCGUGGCGGGACAGGCCUUCCUGGUGUCGGCGCCGCUGUCCAAAAUUUUCAAACGGUUGCCGAGCAAGGCAUCGCCAUGGUGGUGACGAAAGCGCAGGAGCUGAGUCAGCAGCAAGCCGCCCCGGAGUCCGAUUUUCCUCCCGAUUCGUCUGAAUUCAGCGAGUAUGACGAGUUCGUAGCCGAUCGCAGGGCGGAUGCCGAGGAGGAAUCGGCCGUUCGGAGCACGAAGAGCUCGCCGUUCGCCGGCUACAAAGAUCCCUCGCGAGAGUUCGGCAACAGGUGGUACCACACGGACGCCCGCCACCGGCAUUUGCUGACGAGCGGGUGGCUCGGGGUGUCCGGGCGGCGGCGCUACCACCAGGAGCCGUCGUCGUCCGUGGGCGGGCUGACGGCCGAAGAUCUGGAGAAGGCACGGCAGAGCAAGCGGAGCGACGUCAAGCCGCACAAGCAGAUGCUGAGCGAGAGCGCACGUGAGAGGAAGGUGCCCGUGACCCGCCUUGGCAGACUCGCCAACUUUGGAGGUUUGGCUGUGGGUUUAGGUCUCGGCGCCUUGGCUGAAGUCGCCAAGAAGACCAUCAGACAUAACGACGCAACCGGAGAGAGCAAAAAAGCAGUGCUUAGUUCGAGUCCCUUUUUGUCCGAAGCCAACGCUGAACGCAUCGUGAGGACUUUGUGCAAAGUGCGAGGGGCAGCGCUCAAGCUCGGACAGAUGCUCAGUAUUCAAGACGAUGCGUUCAUCAACCCACAGCUCGCCAAGAUAUUCGAGCGCGUACGUCAAAGUGCCGACUUCAUGCCCAUCAAGCAGAUGACGAAAGCGCUAAAUAACGACUUGGGUCCCAACUGGAGAAACCAACUGGAGUCGUUCGAGGAGCGUCCGUUCGCCGCCGCCUCUAUCGGGCAAGUGCAUUUGGCCAGGCUCAAAGACGGCAGGGAGGUGGCUAUGAAAAUACAGUAUCCCGGUGUGGCGCAAAGCAUCAACAGUGACGUCAACAAUUUGAUGACGGUGCUUAGUAUGAGCAACGCGCUUCCUGAAGGUUUAUUUCCCGAGCACCUGAUUGACGUGAUGCGGAGAGAGUUGGCGCUCGAGUGCGACUACAUCAGAGAGGCUCAAUGUGCCAAAAAGUUUCGGGAAUUGCUGAAGGACCACCCGUUCUUCUACGUCCCGGAGGUGAUCGAGGAGCUUAGCAGCGCCCAUGUGCUAACCACGGAGCUGGUUCCCGGCUUCCCUUUGGACCAGGCUGAAGGUCUUCCUCAGGAGCUAAAGAACACGAUCUGCGAGAACAUCCUGAAACUGUGCCUUAGAGAGUUGUUUGAGUUCCGCUUCAUGCAGACGGACCCUAACUGGUCCAACUUUUUGUACGAUCCGCAGACGCACAAGGUGGCGCUGCUGGAUUUCGGAGCUACGAGAGGAUUCGAUCAAAGUUUUACAGAUAUUUACAUCGAGGUGAUCCGCUCGGCCGCUGAGGGUGACAGAGAGGGAGUUCUAAAGAAGUCCAUCGAGAUGAAGUUUCUCACAGGUUAUGAGUCCAAGGCAAUGGAAAACGCGCACGUGGACGCGGUGAUGAUCCUCGGCGAGGCCUUCGCGUCGCCCAACACCUUCGAUUUUGGAGCGCAAUCGACCACGGAGCGCAUCCAUAAUCUGAUCCCCGUCAUGCUUCGCCACCGCCUGACGCCGCCGCCUGAGGAGACGUACUCGCUUCACCGCAAGAUGGGCGGCUCCUUCCUCAUCUGCUCGCGUCUGAACGCCAAACUGCGAUGCAAGGACAUGUUCCGGGAGGCCUACCAGCGCUACUGGGAGGGCCGCACGCCGCCCGUUUGA
Messenger RNA from Nerophis lumbriciformis (worm pipefish), 1899 nucleotides. The record is from RefSeq and is a predicted model, not a curated record. NCBI's taxonomy places the organism in Eukaryota, Metazoa, Chordata, Actinopteri, Syngnathiformes, Syngnathidae.